AUGUGCGAAUCUGAGGCGACUUCAAAUCUUCGAUUUAUGACAAUAAUCAACACUUCUGUGGUGGCCGAAAAAAAUUUGACUGAAAUUUUUCACUGGGCUCUGAAAAUCGAGAUUGGUGUGCUGUUUUUCAGGUAAAAAUUUGAAUUUUGGUAUCAAAAAUCGCCAAAUUCCAUGAAAAAUUCAAAUUUCCGAUCUACAGUACCCCCUACAGUACCCCAAAAUAAUUUGCAGUUGGAUCGAGUUCCUCUAUCUCUUCUACCUGUUCCUCUUCAUUCGCGCCAUGCAUUUCAACCUCAAUUUUUUGUUCAUGGUAUACGGUGGCCAAUAUUUUUGUUCAAUGGUUGCACGCAUUUUCAUACUGUACUAUCAGCUGGGUUACGGUAGGUGUGGCUACAGUAAUCUUUUUUUGAAAUUUUUAAUUUAAAAAAAUUAAAAAAAAAAAAAAAUUUUUUUUGAAAAAUUUUUAAAUUCAAUUUUUUCGCGCCGAAAUUUGAAUUUCAAAAUCUUCAGCUAAAUUACAGUAGGCUACAGUACCCCCUACAGUACCCCCGAAUUUUCCAGAAAAUCUCAAAGAUUGGCUAAUUUUAUCGAAUUACGUCAGAACUAUCGCCCUGGUCAUCGCUUUCAAUGUUUUACCGAUUUUCAUGUUUGAAAGGUGGGUACAGUAACCCAAGGGGUACUGUAGCUAGCUACAGUAAUCCUUUUUGCAGAUGCGUCGCCACAUUUCUGGUCAAAAACUACGAAAAAUCAAUAAAAUUCCACGUGCCAGUCAUAAUUUUACUCAUAUUUUUCCCGUUUUGCGGAAUUUCCGGAUUCGCCUACAUACAGUGUAAGAAGUUUCACGUGGAAAAACCGUAUGCCACGUGGCAUUAUCGAUUGAUUUUCUUCUUACAGGCUGGAUUCCGUUGACUCUGCUCAUCGCCGGAUUUUUUGUGAUCAACAUCACCGGAUAUUUGGGAAUCAAUAGUAUAAGGGAUUUCAAUGUGAAGCGGCAUAGGUACGGUGGGAUUUUGACGUCAGAAUAGCCACGUGGCGAAAUUUUCGCAGAAUUUUUGAAUUCACCGUGAAAUUUGGAGUGUUUUGAUACCAAACAUGGAUUUUUUUGCAGAAAAUUCAACACUGUGACCCGAAAAUCAUCGCCGUAUGUUUUAAGCGAACGCUUUCAGCUCGCUGAAAACAUCAAAAUGUUGGAUAUUUUGAAGAAAGUUCAAAUCUCGAUUCUAUUCUUCAACGUAGCUUCAACUUCCAUCCUUCUGAUGGAUUAUUUUCGAAUAGAUCCCAUCAUUUUGUAUACGAGUUAUAUGAUUUACAAUUAUUUUUUGGCACUUUAUGCGAUAACUGUGCCGAUUAUUUUGCACGCUUCAUUACCGGAGUGGAAAAAAGAGACGAAACGAUUGAUUUUGAAGAUUAGAGGGAAGAAUGCGGUGGGUGUAUGCCCGAGGAAUACUUUUGGCAAGCAAAUGAUUUAUACGAAUCCGAAAGAAGAGGCGGAUAUUUAUUUUACACAAUUUGACAGUGUUUUGAAUAAAGUUUGA
Messenger RNA from Caenorhabditis angaria, 1535 nucleotides. Lineage: Eukaryota; Metazoa; Nematoda; Chromadorea; Rhabditida; Rhabditidae. The record is from the annotation of a GenBank genome assembly.